AUGGCUGAAGAGGAGACUCUGGUAUCGCGUAGGUCGAAGAGAAGUACGGCGGGGAACAGGAUGGAGGCAGCCCUCGCUGAGCUUGCCGUCGAGGAAGUCAACGAAGCUGAGGAAGACGUCGACUUUAUUGAUGACAAAGAUGAGGAAGAUGUCUUUGAAUCAGAUUUCGCGAGUACGGACGAGGAGGCAGCUGCUGGAGAUGUUGAUAUUGAAGAAAAGGCUGCCGAGGAUGAGCAAAGGAGAGCAAGGAGGAGCGCGCGCGUAAGGGUGGAGAAAGCUACCGCUGCUGCUCAUGCUCGCCAGAGGGUCACUUUUCAUCCCCAAACGGAGACUUCAGAGAAGAGACCUAACAAGGAGGCUCAGAAGCUCAAGAGACGUGUAUCUCUUGGUGUCGCGGUUAACGCAGAGACAGGAGAAGUUAUUGAGGGUGGUACGAGGCAACGGCAGAGUCAGAGAUCACAUACAAUCAUGAAUACGUCAGCGACCGUCAACAGAAUGAAGGAUGCAGAAGAGAAGCGGGCCACCAUUCCGAAGAAAGCAAGAGUAGUUACAAAGGCACCGACACAGGAUGAACUUAUCGCGCGGGCCCUCGACACGGAGGAGGGAAAUAUUAUUGAGCAUCGGGAUUAUCUCAAACUGGAAGAAGAGAAACGUGCGCGUGCUCGUGUGGUUCGGACCGCCCUUGAAGGUCCAGUGUUGCGAUGGAUUAGCCGGAAAGAACAAGUGAAAGUUGAAGUCACACCUCCGGUGCCUGCCCCAUAUCCAUCGCAGUACGGUUUCAUCUACAAUCCACAUCAAGGGACUUCGUACUCCGGGACGCAAAAUUACCAGUCGCCCUUCCGUGCAUAUGUUCCAGCGCCGGAAGGUUUGCCCGCGGCAUCACAUGGCUUGGCUGCCACAUCACAACCGCAGUUGUCAACACCAUCUGCGAACACGCCAUCUGCGAACACACCAUCUCAAUCAUCAUAUUAUUAUUACCCCGCGCAACCUCCAGCGCAAGAAAGAGUUGACGACGUUUGCAAGAACUACAUCGUGCACGAGCUAUCCCAAGAUCCAUCUGUAGCUAAACCGCAAUGGAAAGAUACCAUGUCAGCUAUGUUUGGCGACGAGGUCAAAUGGGACGAAGUCCGUGUGUUCACAGGGAAACAACGCCCAUUGAGUCGACCUGUUCGAGCUUGCCCGAUCACUGGGACACCUGCGAAAUAUUUAGACCCGCGAACAAACGUGCCCUUUGCGAACGUUGCCGCAUUCAAAACUCUGACCAGAAUUUUGUCUCACGACUAUGUCUGGAGCGAGGCAUUGGGGUGCUAUGUUACUCGCCAUGAAGAGCUUAACCAUGAUGUUGAUGAGCCUAUGAACGGCACCACGACAAAGUACAGAAGAAUGGACAAUCAAGAUAUGCAAAGCGACGGUACUUAA
Messenger RNA from Suillus subalutaceus, 1419 nucleotides. RefSeq names its product YL1 nuclear protein-domain-containing protein. The transcript is spliced from 6 exons. Gene Ontology annotation, molecular function: ATP-dependent H2AZ histone chaperone activity. Gene Ontology annotation, cellular component: nucleus. The record is from RefSeq and is a predicted model, not a curated record. Gene Ontology annotation, biological process: regulation of DNA-templated transcription; chromatin remodeling. Bases 1 to 1419 code for a protein of 472 amino acids. Lineage: Eukaryota; Fungi; Basidiomycota; Agaricomycetes; Boletales; Suillaceae.